Helianthus annuus (common sunflower) is the source of this 1059-nucleotide messenger RNA. RefSeq lists its product as uncharacterized. The transcript is spliced from 9 exons. The record is from RefSeq and is a predicted model, not a curated record. Bases 114 to 851 code for a protein of 245 amino acids. Lineage: Eukaryota; Viridiplantae; Streptophyta; Magnoliopsida; Asterales; Asteraceae. Gene Ontology annotation, cellular component: chloroplast stroma.
AAGACAAGAUAAGAAAACCCAAUAUCAGAAUCCACUUGACAUAACCGAUAACAUUUCUGCAAACGGAUAUCCUCGAACCACGUCACCACUCAUCAUCACAACCACCGUUCGUUAUGGCCGGUACUCUGUCUCUGGGUUUCGCUACAUCCUACACAACCGCCUUUACUUCCGUAUCUAUCAAGCGUGUCAGAACUUCCACCUGUUUCAGAACUAAAAUUCGCUGUAUAGGAUGGGAUCCGGAAGGGAUACUGGGGCCACCAACCACCGGCCACUUAGCCAGACGUGAGUUCCAGAGACGCCUUGAGAAAGACGCCGAUGCUCGAGAACAGUUCCAACGUCAAGUACAAGAAGAAAACGAACGUCGACGUGCUCUGCGUGAGUCUCGGCGUGAACCGAAUAACAUUGAGGAGUUGGUUGAAUAUUUUCUUGAUACUGAAGCUCAGGAGCUUGAAUUUGAGAUUGCUAGAAUGCGGCCUAAGUUAACCAAUGAAUUUUUUACUCACUUAAAGUUUGAACUAGGACAGCUUCGGUUUGCUGUUCAAAAAACUGAGGAUAUGGAAGAUAGAGUGAUUGAGUUGGAAGCACUACAAAAAGCCCUUCUUGAAGGAAUAGGAGCUUAUGAUAAACUGCAAGCUAACAUAGUGAAGGCAAAGGAUAACCUAAACAAAAUCUUUACAUCAAAGGAUGUGCAAGCAACUUUACUGGAAAUGGUGGAGAAGAACGAGAUUAAUAAAUCUUUAUUGGCACUUCUUGAUGAAAAUAUAGUGAGUGCUCGCAGGAGUAACCAGUUACAAGCAGCAGAAUACAUGGAGAAGGUUCGUGGGGCUGUGCGCAAGUACUAUACUGUCUAGUUUUGAGUCUACGAAAUCAAUUUGGCCUUAAAUUCAGGAAGUAUCAUGUGGUGGUUGUAAAUUAUUGAUUCAUGCCCAUAUGCAUUGAGACCUCAUGAGAGAAACUUGAUUAUUUUUAUUUGAAUUUAAAUAAUUAAAUCUUUCUUUGCUCACCUAGAUGAUUCCCUACUCUGUAAUUUCAUAUUUAAUAAUAACAAUAAUAAUAAUA